CCGUCAACAAGAUAGAGGGAGGGAACAAAAUACUAGGGUUGCCAGCUAGCGUUCCCCAGUCUUUGCCCGAACUCCGUGGUUGACGCGUCUCUCUCACUCUCUGCCUCACUCUACUCAACCAGCAACACGCUCAGGAUUAGCUGUGGAUCUCUCUAGUGGUAUGUCUGAACACACUCCCUAGUGCCGCACACUCCGGCAUCCAGAAGACCUGACCUUGAAUGGAUAGGAGUUGGCUUACAAGUGAGGAUACACUGUUGAUGAAGGCAAAGUGUUUCUCGCGGUGAAGUUCUCCUGUGGGUAAAGAUCUACGGCCAAAACAUCCCGCAAGCCAAGAUAUCCUGAAUGGGGAAGUACUGUUGAGAACUUUUAUGUCACCUAAGGAAUCCCUACGCCACCCACGUCACACCUGAAUACCUCCUAUACCACCUACGUCACACCUGAGGAACCCCAAUAGUCGCCCUUACUUUGCCGGGUGACCUGCAGAGCUUCGACAGAAUAACCUCGUAGUAGGGGCUUCAUCAUGAGUAUGAGAUUUUACCACAUGGUGGGGGCGUGGGUACUGGCGUGGGCAGCGCUACUGGUGGUGUCACAGCGGUCAUGGGCGGUGUCCUGUCUGGCGUUAGGUCUCAUGGCUGCACACAUAGCAGACUGGGUUAUGAAGGCAGCCAAGAACGCCAUGAGAAGGACGUGCAUCGACCCCACUGGAAAAGCCAUCUUCAUCACGGGCUGUGACACCGGGUUCGGUCGACUCCUUGCGGUCAGGCUCGACAAGAUGGGUUUUAAGGUAUACGCGGGCUGUCUGCUGCCGAAUGGUGAAGGCGCUUGCUUGCUGCAGCAGGAGGCAUCGGCGAAGCUUAAGGUGUUGAGCGUGGACGUGACCAAGGACGACGAGGUGCGAGCAGCUUACAAAACCAUCGAGAACGACCUUGGCGAGGACCUGAGUCUGUGGGCGGUAGUCAACAACGCAGGUAUCGCGGCCUUCACAGAGAUAGAGUGGUGUCCUAUCUCUGAGUUCCGCCGUGUCUACGAGGUCAACUCCCUGGGUCCCAUCCGCGUCACCAAGGAAUUCAUGCCCCUCCUCCGUGAGUCCAAGGGCAGGGUCGUCCUCGUCGCUUCCCUCGCUGGUCGCUACACUUUCCCCGGGUUCACCGCCUACAGCAUGAGUAAGCACGCCACCGUCUCCUUCGCCGACGGCCUUAGACUGGAGAUGCAGAAGUGGGGAAUCUCUGUCCACACCGUCGAACCCACGCUUUACAGGACUCCCAUCAGCCAGGAGGGUCCCAUACACAACGCCCUCGACAGGUUCUGGCACCAGUGUUCUGAGGAUGUGAGAAAGUCCUACGGCGACGAGUACAUCAAGGACUUCAAGACAACCAUCUCCAGCCACCUGAACAGAGCCAAGCCCUCAGAGAAGAUCAAGGAGGUCAUAGACGACAUGGUGGACGCGGUGGCCGGCGACGACCCCAAGAUCCGUUAUGUACCCAGCGUCAUCACACAGAUCAGAGCCAAACUUCUCUCUUCUCUUCCUGACAACCUAAGGGAUCACUUCUUCCUCAGCAGCCAACCCCAGACACCACCAGCCUACGUCACAGAACUGAGGAAGAAGAAGAAGCCUAGAUUAAUGGAUCCACGAACCAUCAGGCCAGGUGACCAAGGCCGUGGUAAGAGGCUAGUCAGAAUGUUCUCCAUGCCAAACUGGACCAAGAAUGAGAUGACCCCUUCACCUGUCAAGGAAAACGAGCCUAUGUUCAAGUUCUAAGUGGGAGAUUUUGAAUUCUGAAGUUUUCUAAUUGAGUUGGAAGGCUUCAAGUUCGUUCAAGUUUAAGGGCCUCAAGUUUCUGCUCAAGGGCUUCAAAUUCAAGUUCAAGUUCUGUGAUUUGGGGCAAACAGAUAAAAACCCUCUAUCAAAACAAAAGCUGGAACAAGAUCGAUGUUCCAAGUUCAAGUUCUUAAGUUUUGGUCGUACAGAUAAUAUCCAAUACCAUGAGAAAAAAAACUUUAACUUCUAAGUUUUAGGCCGAACUAUGGAUAUCUGUAGAUAAUUUAAAAGUUCAAAUUCAUCUGUUUUUAUCGAGUGAUAGUGACAGUGUCUAGACCCCCAAGUUCUAAUUACAUUCUAUCCUGUGUUGUUGUUCCAUUCAAGGUCAUUUUCGGUCUAAUAGAGUGAUGUCAUGCAAGUAUCAGUUUUAUUCAGUGUUGGCGGCCGUAUCUAGGCUUAUAUAUUGUUCUAAGAUCACGUGUGCAUUAUUAACGGGUGCCAUUUAUAUAUAAGAAAACAAAAUGACUGCAAUUUCUACGUCGUAUUUUUUUUAGUGCUGACAAUUACACCUUAGUGGAAUAAGUUCAAAUUCUAAAUGACAUCAGUGAACUUUUUUUUUCAUGUGGUGUCUUUUUGAAUAUGAGAACACAAAAAGUUUAAUCCAGUGGAAUUUUUUUUUUACAACUAACUGUACCUGCUACGUCAGACCAUAUAUUCCCUUUACCAGUGGUAGCUCAUUGUGUGUUCAGCUGCACUAGAAAACAUGAAUGAAAUAUCCCCAGAGAGAAAAAUUGUAUCAUAAACUUCAUGACCAGUUUAAGUACACACGUUAUAUCAGGGAGUCAUAGAGCCUUCAAGUGGGAACAAGAUACGUCGUCGUCUUGUUUACUUGUAUAGCUAUGAACUGUUGUACCAGAGCAAACAUAUCGGAGAUGCUUACCAGGACACUUACUAGAGAGUCCAAAUUUUCAAAGAUUCGUAAGAUACAAACUUUAAACACAACAAAUACUUCACAAGAAAUAACCUUAGUGGUUUCAUCAACGAUAACUUAACUAGAUACGUUUAACAUCACACCUUAACUGGAGCUAAAAUGAAUCAAGUUAAGUUUAUCUCUUACAUUAACUGAUGCUAGUAUAUUUGUUUGUUUUUUAUUCAUUCUGGUUUCAAUUAACUUUGAUUAUAUUCUUUGUGAAGGGAAAUAAAAACGGUAAAUAUACAGAGAUGUGUGAAACAAAUAAGUGCGCUUUUCGAUCUUCACUUAGUAGGAAAAGUUAUCGUAUACAUCUUUGAGAAUCUGGCCCCAGGGACCUUCUUCGUUAUGAUCUCACACGCACGACCUGGUUAAGGUGUCUGUGUGUCUUAUUACCUGAACUGUGGCUGUUUGUGUAGUGUUCUAUGUCUGUAUAACUCUCUGUUUGUAUGUACAGUGAUGUGUGUCUGUGUACAUUGGUGUGUGUGGGUGUACAGUGAUGUGUGUGUGUGUGUUUGUCUACGUACAAUGGUUAUGUACAGUGUUCUUUGUAUAGUGAGACGGGUCUGUAUAUUACCUUCACUAUACCAUACGUGUGUCUGUAUAGUGUACUUAAAAGCACAACAACGUGUACCUGUACAGUGACCGUGAUUUAUGUUGUAUAUAAAUGUACAAUAAUUUAAGCUUUCAAUUUAUCAACCUUUGUUAAUAAAACUACCUACAAGUACAUGUCUUAAAAAAUACUAAACCCAGCUAAAGAGAGUUAAUUGUAACUAUUAACUAAACAAGGGAGGUUAAUUUUACAAGUAACAAUUAAGAAUCCGAAUAUGUACAUGAACUUAGUAAAUCAACUCUCAUAUCAAUAGGACAUAUACUAUAAACCUCAGACAUGUUAUUUUGUGGACAUCAGUUCAACUUUAAAAAUACAUUCCUGUUUUCUAGUCUAAUAUUGAAGUAAACUGGACCAAUAUAUUUCAUCUUUAUAUACACAAUAUACACAAUAAUUUCAAACCAUUCAGGUAUACAUACUCGGAAUCCCAUUUUCUGUAUAUAUGUAUGUAUUCAAAGGGACCAAAUUAUCCUCACAUUAAUUCCAGUUGGCAGUGUAUUACCGGGAAAAUUGCUCCAGGGUUAAUUACACCUUACCUGGCUUACAAAAAAUGACUAAUGAAUAUGAGUGUUUGGUGUACGUACCUGUAUUGUGUGUUGAUGGUGUUUGAUGACGAGAGGAAUAAGUUAUCGUGAUUCCGGUAAGGAGCAAACAUUACAGGGUAUAAUGUUAUGAAUAAAAUAUUAUUUCUUAA
Homarus americanus (American lobster) is the source of this 4033-nucleotide messenger RNA. Its product is annotated as short-chain dehydrogenase/reductase family 9C member 7-like. The transcript has 9 exons. Lineage: Eukaryota; Metazoa; Arthropoda; Malacostraca; Decapoda; Nephropidae. Bases 521 to 1759 code for a protein of 412 amino acids. Gene Ontology annotation, molecular function: oxidoreductase activity. The record is from RefSeq and is a predicted model, not a curated record.